Messenger RNA from Penicillium oxalicum, 1059 nucleotides. Its product is annotated as sterol desaturase family protein. The record is from RefSeq and is a predicted model, not a curated record. The coding region runs from base 1 to 1059 and encodes 352 amino acids. NCBI's taxonomy places the organism in Eukaryota, Fungi, Ascomycota, Eurotiomycetes, Eurotiales, Aspergillaceae. The transcript is spliced from 2 exons. Gene Ontology annotation, molecular function: oxidoreductase activity; iron ion binding. Gene Ontology annotation, biological process: lipid biosynthetic process.
AUGGAUAUCAUCCUGGAACUGUGGGACACCUUCGUGGGUGAUCGCCUCUACUCGGCUCUGCUGCCGACCUCCUUAUCAGCCUCCGCGGGUCUGCCGGCCUUUGUGAAUGUCGCCAACAGUACUCUGUCCCUCUUUGGCGCGACAGAGCCCUUUGUGUACGAGCCCGCCACACAGUUGAUCCACCUGGAGCCUUCCAAAUAUGCCUACCUCAGUGCGUGGCCGCGCAAUAACAUCUACCGUCAAUUCACCAGUUUCUUCCUGAUCACAUGGAUCUUUGGCCUCCUCGUGUACUUCAUUGUCGCCACCGCUUCCUAUGUCUUCAUCUGGGACAAGACCACUUACAAUCACCCCAAGUUCCUCAAGGGCCAGAUCAAACUCGAAAUGAAGCAGGCCAUGUCUGCGAUGCCUCCCAUGGCCCUCUUGACGGCGCCGUUCUUUGUCCUUGAAGUUCGGGGUUACGCCAAAUUGUACGACAGCGUUUCCGACGAGCCGUUCCCCUACUACAGCAUCCUCCAGAUUCCUCUCUUCAUCCUCUUUACCGAUUUCUUCAUCUACUGGAUCCACCGUGGUCUGCACCACCCGAUGGUCUACCGGACGCUUCACAAGCCUCAUCACAAGUGGAUCAUGCCUUCACCUUUCGCCUCGCACGCUUUCCACCCUCUCGAUGGCUGGUCGCAAAGUGUUCCCUACCACGUCUUCCCCUUCAUCUUCCCGCUGCAAAAGGUCGCAUACGUUUUCUUGUUCGCCUUUAUCAACUUGUGGACCGUCUUCAUUCAUGACGGCGAGUAUGUGGCCAACAGCCCCGUCGUCAAUGGAGCCGCCUGCCACACGAUGCACCACUUGUACUUCAACUACAACUACGGCCAGUUCACGACCCUGUGGGACCGCUUGGGUGGGAGCUACCGCAAGCCCAACGAGGAGUUGUUCCGUCGCGAGACUAAGAUGAGUCAGAAGGAGUGGCAGCGCCAAUCCAAGGAGAUGGAGACGAUUCUUAAGAAUGUCGAGGGUGAUGAUGACCGAACCUACAUGGCCUCUGAGAACAAGAAGAAGAACCUAUGA